CCACAUCCAUCCUCGCCAUGUCCUACCAGGUCAAGGAGAUCCCCACGAAACCCUUUGAAGGUCAGAAGCCUGGCACCUCUGGUCUUCGCAAAAGGGUGAAGGUCUUCAAGCAGGAGCACUACACCGAGAACUUCAUUCAAGCUAUCUUUGACUCCGUCGAGCCCAAAGGCAAGACCAUCGUCAUCGGUGGCGAUGGUCGCUAUUUCUCCCCCGAGACCGUCCAGACCAUCCUCAAGAUCGGCUCCGCCAACGGCGUUGCCAAGUUCAUCAUCGGUCAGAACGCCAUCCUCUCGACCCCUGCCGCCUCCAACGUCAUCCGCAAGUACAAGGCCGACGGGGGUAUCCUCCUCACCGCCUCGCACAACCCCGGAGGACCCGAUGCCGACUUCGGUAUCAAGUACAACAUGUCCAAUGGCGGACCUGCACCCGAGAGCGUCACAAACACGAUCUACGAGAAGACGAAGACGAUCUCAACAUACAAGGUCAUCGAGCUCGAGCCCAUCGACCUGUCGAAGAAGGGCUUCUUCACAUACGGACCGACGAACGUAGAGAUCAUCGACUCGGUCUCCGACUACCUUCAACUGCUCGAGUCCAUCUUUGACUUCCCGCUGAUCAAGAACUUCCUCCAAUCGCACGCUAACGACUUCAAGGUCCUCUUCGAUGGCAUGCACGGAGUGACCGGCCCGUACGGGCGCGCGAUCCUCGUCGACACUCUUGGCCUUCCGGAGUCCUCGGUACAGAAUGCGACGCCUCUCCCCGACUUCGGCGGAGGACAUCCCGAUCCCAACCUCACCUACGCCCACGAACUCGUUGAACGUGUAGAGAAGGAUAACAUCCAGUUCGGUGCGGCUUCCGACGGUGACGGUGACAGGAACAUGAUUUACGGAAAGGGUGCGUUUGUCACCCCAAGCGACAGUGUCGCGAUUAUCGCGGACUGGGCGGCGGAGGCGAUCCCCUACUUCAAGAAGGGCGGUGUGAAGGGUCUUGCGCGUAGUAUGCCUACGAGCGCACAGAUCGACUAUGUCGCGAAGAAGAAGGGCCUGGAGUGCCAUGUGGUCCCGACUGGCUGGAAGUUCUUUGGCAACCUCAUGGAUGCGGGUCGACUUUCCAUCUGUGGUGAGGAGUCGUUCGGUACUGGAUCGGAUCACAUUCGUGAGAAAGACGGUGUGUGGGCUAUCGUUGCGUGGCUGAACAUCAUAGCGUACGCGAAUCAGCAAACGCCCAACGAGCUCGUCGGUAUCAAAGAGCUCCUCCAGAAGCACUACGCCGUCUACGGUCGCUCCUUCUUCUCGCGCUACGACUACGAGGAGGUCUCCUCCGAAGGCGCGCAGAAGCUCGUCAACGCUCUCAACCAGCACAUCUCCGCUGGCUCGCUCGCGGACACAACGCACAAGUCGAAGAGCACUGGCCAGGAGUUCUCGAUCGCGCGUGUGUCCAACUUCGACUACACGGAUCCCAUUGACCACUCGGUGAGCAAGAACCAGGGCCAGAUCAUCAGCUUCUCGGACGGCUCGCGCGUCGUGUUCCGUCUCUCCGGUACCGGGAGCCACGGCGCGACGGUGCGGAUGUAUGUCGAGCGCUACGUGAGCGCGGAUAAGGGCCCCGCGGAGCUCAACAAGGACACGCAGGAGGGACUGAAGGGCCUGAUCGAGGUCGCGCUCGAGAUCAGCAAGUUGAAAGAGUUCUUGGACCGCGAGAAGCCCACUGUCAUCACGUAGACAGCUGUGCGAGGCGCGUGGGUCAGGAGGAGGCGGAUAUCUUAGGUUGGAUGGAAGUAUCAAGUUCGCAAUGUAUUCGUACUUACUGAUCAUUGAAGGGCCAAAGUGUCCACUCUAAGACGAC
Molecule: messenger RNA, 1842 nt
Organism: Dichomitus squalens LYAD-421 SS1
Lineage: Eukaryota; Fungi; Basidiomycota; Agaricomycetes; Polyporales; Polyporaceae
Product: phosphoglucomutase
Exons: 5
Coding region: 18-1718 (566 amino acids)
Biological process (GO): carbohydrate metabolic process
Cellular component (GO): cytosol
Molecular function (GO): magnesium ion binding; phosphoglucomutase activity
Source: RefSeq, a predicted model, not a curated record